Molecule: messenger RNA, 4880 nt
Organism: Pristis pectinata (smalltooth sawfish)
Lineage: Eukaryota; Metazoa; Chordata; Chondrichthyes; Rhinopristiformes; Pristidae
Gene: kpnb1
Product: karyopherin (importin) beta 1
Exons: 23
Coding region: 278-2923 (881 amino acids)
Biological process (GO): protein import into nucleus
Cellular component (GO): cytoplasm; nucleus
Molecular function (GO): nuclear import signal receptor activity; small GTPase binding
Source: RefSeq, a predicted model, not a curated record
GGGUCUACAUCCGCGUCCCGAAAUAUAGUUCCCACGUUUAAAACCAUCGCGCAGCCGAUCCACGGCGCUCGGUGAUCACCCGCCGCCGGUCCACGUGUGGCCGGGGCGGCAGCUUCACCGGCACCGGGGAAGCCAUUGGACGACAGACGGCCGCAGGCCCGGCCAUGGGGGAGAGGAACACUCGGAUGAAAGCCUCGAUCUGAUUGGCCAAGAUCCUGGGGAGGCUCGGAACCAUUGAUGGCCGUUUCUGCCUGAGCGAAACCGCGACGCUUCACACAUGAGAUUCGUUAACAUGGAGCUCAUCACAAUCCUAGAGAAAACCGUGUCUCCAGACCGCAAUGAGCUGGAGGCGGCGCAGAAGUUUCUGGAACAGGCGGCUGUUGAGAAUCUGCCUACCUUCUUGGUGGAACUCUCAAAGGUACUAGCAAACCCAGGAAACAGUCAAGUUGCUCGAAUUGCAGCUGGUCUACAAAUCAAGAAUUCAUUAACCUCUAAGGACCUUGAUGUCAAGACGCAGUAUCAGCAAAGGUGGCUGGCAAUUGACAGCAAUGCUCGUCGAGAAAUCAAAACCUUCGUCUUGCAAACUCUGGGAACAGAGACCUACAGGCCCAGCUCUGCAUCUCAGUGUGUUGCUGGAAUUGCAUGUGCAGAGAUCCCUGUUGUUCAAUGGCCUGAGCUCAUUCCUCAUCUUGUUGCAAAUGUGACAAACCCGAAUAGCACCGAACAUAUGAAAGAGGCAACUUUGGAAGCCAUUGGUUACAUAUGCCAGGAUAUAGACCCUGAACAACUACAGGACAAAUCGAAUGAAAUCCUUACUGCAAUUAUUCAAGGAAUGCGUAAGGAGGAGCCCAGCAACAACGUAAAGUUAGCUGCAACAAAUGCACUGCUCAACUCCUUGGAAUUCACCAAAGCUAACUUUGACAAAGAGUCUGAGAGGCACUUUAUUAUGCAAGUAGUUUGUGAAGCAACUCAGUGUCCUGAUACAAGGGUGAGAGUGGCUGCCUUGCAAAACUUGGUGAAGAUCAUGUCUCUAUAUUACCAAUAUAUGGAAACUUAUAUGGGUCCUGCUCUCUUUGCUAUUACUAUUGAAGCUAUGAAGAGUGAUAUUGAUGAAGUAGCCCUACAAGGAAUAGAAUUCUGGUCUAAUGUCUGUGAUGAGGAAAUGGAUCUGGCUAUUGAAGCUUCUGAGGCAGCAGAACAGGGAAGGCCUCCUGAGCAUACAAGUAAAUUCUAUGCAAAAGGGGCACUACAGUAUUUGGUACCUAUUCUAACGCAGACAUUGACUAAACAGGAUGAAAAUGACGAUGAUGAUGAUUGGAAUCCAUGCAAAGCUGCUGGUGUUUGUCUCAUGUUACUUGCAACCUGUUGCGAGGAUGAUAUUGUCCCACAUAUACUUCCAUUUAUUAAGGAACACAUCAAAAAUCCGGACUGGAGGUACAGAGAUGCAGCAGUGAUGGCAUUUGGUUCUAUUCUGGAAGGACCUGAACCCAAUCAACUUAAACCACUUGUGAUACAGGCAAUGCCCACGCUGAUUGAGCUAAUGAAAGAUCCUAGUGUUGUGGUUCGGGAUACUACAGCCUGGACUGUGGGACGAAUUUGUGAGUUGCUUCCUGAGGCUGCCAUCAAUGACAUGUACCUGGCUCCAUUACUACAGUGUCUUAUUGAAGGUUUGGGAGCUGAACCUAGAGUGGCUUCUAAUGUUUGUUGGGCAUUCUCCAGUUUAGCAGAAGCUGCUUAUGAAGCUGCAGAUGUAGCAGAUGAUCAGGAAGAGCCUGCAACCUAUUGCUUGUCGUCAUCAUUUGAAUUGAUAGUACAAAAACUGUUGGAAACUACUGAUAGGCCUGAUGGACAUCAAAAUAACUUGAGGAGUGCUGCAUAUGAGGCAUUGAUGGAGAUAGUCAAGAAUAGUGCCAAGGAUUGCUAUCCAGCUGUGCAGAAAACAACUCUGGUUAUCAUGGAAAGGCUACAACAAGUAUUACAAAUGGAGUCUCACAUUCAAAGUACCUCGGACAGAAUUCAGUACAAUGAUCUUCAAUCUCUCUUGUGUGCGACUCUACAGAAUGUCCUAAGAAAGGUCCAGCAUCAGGAUGCACUGCAGAUUUCGGAUGUGGUGAUGGCUUCAUUGCUAAGGAUGUUCCAGAGCACUGCUGGCUCUGGGGGUGUGCAGGAAGAUGCCCUCAUGGCUGUUAGCACCCUUGUUGAAGUGUUGGGUUCAGAGUUUUUGAAGUACAUGGAUGCCUUUAAACCAUAUCUAGGGAUUGGACUGAAGAAUUAUGCAGAGUAUCAGGUUUGUCUUGCAGCAGUAGGCUUGGUUGGUGACUUGUGCAGAGCACUGCAAUCUAACAUGCUGCCUUUCUGUGAUGAAAUGAUGCAACUCUUACUGGAGAAUCUGGGGAAUGAAAAUGUUCACCGGUCUGUUAAGCCACAGAUUUUAUCUGUGUUUGGGGAUAUUGCCCUUGCUAUUGCAGGAGAAUUUAAGAAAUAUCUAGAUAUUGUCCUGGACACCCUUCAGCAGGCUUCCCAGGCCCAGGUAGACAAAACGGAUUAUGAUAUGGUGGAUUACCUGAAUGAACUAAGAGAAGGUUGUCUGGAGGCGUAUACUGGCAUUAUUCAGGGUCUGAAGGGUGACCAAGAGAAUGUACAUCCUGACGUCAUGUUGGUACAACCAAGAGUAGAAUUCAUUCUUUCCUUUAUUGAUCACAUUGCACGAGAUGAAGAUCAUACUGAUGGAGUAGUAGCUUGUGCUGCAGGACUGAUAGGAGAUUUGUGUACAGCAUUUGGGAAGGAUGUACUGAAACUAGUUGAAGCCAGGCCUAUGAUUCAUGAACUUUUGACUGAAGGAAGACGAUCAAAAACAAACAAAACUAAAACUUUGGCCACAUGGGCUACUAAAGAGCUUCGAAAACUGAAAAAUCAAGCUUGAUUUCUGACAGCAAUGGGAUAAGGAAGACACCUGAGACCCCACUGGAAUUCUCAAAUCUUUGGAACAGAAGUGAGGAGUGUGCAAGGAUGUUGAAUGUUUGAGAAUGUGCGAAUGAGUGAGUGAGGUUUGCAUCACACCACCUGAUCCAGCAGUAUCCAGGACUGAACGCCGAAACAAAGGCCAAUGUAACCUGCAACAAGAACGAGAAGUCCCCUUCUGUCAAACAACGGGAGUGUUUUAAGAAAAUUAAUUCCAAAAGGAUUAUGAACAUUGCUGCUGGGAGGAAAAUUGGAUCCUCUGCCUGGCUGAUGUAAUCGUACUACGUGGAAAUUCGUGCAUGAAUAAUGAGGUUGAGGUUCUUGGUCAGGGAUGAGUGUGUGUGAGUGAGAAGGCAUACACUUUCUCUACUUCAGAUUCAUUACAAUUUACUUAAAGUGGUUAGCAUUUGCAUUAAAGAGUUGAAUCUACUGAAGCAGCACAAAAAGAAUUGAAUGAGAGUUACUCUUAUUGGGAAACACUGAUGAAUGCUCAGAGCUUCCUUGUGCGAAGCUUUCAGUUAGUCUUCAGCCUAGUUUAAGGAGAUGGUAUCCCCUUUUUAAAUAGCUUGCAUUGGCUAUAUUUUAAACCAUUGAAUCAGAUCCACGCAACAUGCCAUUUAACCUAUUCCAACUAUUUUUGAAAAUAUCCAUAUAGUUUCUCUAAAAUACAACAGAUUUUGUAUAGACCUUUAGAAAAGGUGGCCUAUUUUUAGCAGUGUUACUGCCAUUUGCUUUGGAAAAAUAGAUGCAUUGUGUUCUACAAGAAGGCUGGGAUAGACAAAUAAAUGGUGUGUUUAGGUGUUCUUUUUCCAUACCUCUAAAUUCAGUGCAUGUAGGCUAACAAAGGGAUUGUGGUCAAGCAAAUGUGGUGGCUGGGGACACAAUUUGAAAUAGCCCUAUAAAAUAAUUAGGUGUGAUCAGGAUGGCAAUUAUAAACCCUCUGUAUCUUGUCACCAUUGUCACACCACCAUCUUUGCCGACCAGAUGUUUUUGAAUUGAUGGCGAUUUGGCCGCAUUUAGGCUGAGGGCUUGUCGCUUUUUCUUCACAUCAUGAAGGAUACUAUCUCUUUAAAAGAAAAAAAAGCCUUUCUUUCCCCUGUAUAAAGAGAAAUAAAACUGUGAAAAGUGUAAAUGAUGCAGAGGGAUUUGAAAAGGUUAAAGAAAUCAAAAUGGAAAUGCAUCAUGCCCUAAUCUGCCGGAUAGCACUUUGGAAUCCCUUCCCCUCCACAAUUUGUACUGUAGCAGCUGAAACAACAGAGUGCCAAAGAUUUAUUAAUUGUAUUCAGGUCAUGCUUUGGAUUUCUAAAGAGCUUGGAGGAAAAACAAAUCAAAUUUCAUAUUGAAAGUAGGCAUAUAAAAUGCCAUUCAAACUGCUUGGUGAUCUAUCUGCUUUUAUUUGAUUAGGAAAAUAAAAACAAAAUUGUGGUAUUGAUGUCUCGCUGCACUUGGUAUCAGACAUUAACUAAACAGGACACACUUGUAAACAAAGUGGCAUAUUUUUUCCAACUAAGUCUGAAUUUAAAAAGUGUCAAAACAUUCCCCAGCACAACUUGUACUUAGUUUUACAUUAUGUGAUCGCUGAAAUAAGUACUUGUUCCACACAAUAAUGUAAUCCAACUGAAACAGGGUAUUGGAUAUGUGCCUUAGUGUCAGAGGUUAAUGCAAUUUGGUGGAGUUAUUCAUACCACUUCAGUGUAGGCUGAGAAGAGAGGCACCAUGUAUUUACACUGGCAAAAGGGUGUUUUAUCCAGUUAAUAAUUGCAUACUGGGAAAGGUCUGGGCCUUUUCAUGCCUUUAUUUUGUACUUUGGAGAUCGUACUGAUGGGGAAUUCUGAUCAUUCCUCAGUGCUACCUGUUGCUGUCCUGUGGGCUUUCAGCUGUAGAAAACAGGAUAAUAAAGUACACUGAGAAAUAGUAAA